CAGGCUCCACAGCAGCGUCGGAACAGCAGCGGAUGUGCUGGGCUUCUGUGGACUGGACGGGUUUGCUUUGGGGGGGAAAGGAGCAGAAACUACAGUGAGACACGACCAGCCUGUAUUUUUCUUCUUUGCCUCAUUCUCUGUUGAGAAUUAAAAGUUGUGUCAGCGUAGAAGAAGAGAUCGGAUACGCGGAUGAAAUAUCGCAGGCUGCAUGUGAGCGUCUUGUUUAUGGUCGGAGUGCGCAGAGAGGAGCGAGGCCCUGGGAUGAGAGCUCUGCGUCGCUGCCCAGUCUCCCCCAGACCCCCCAGAGGAGGAGAACGCUGGGCGACACUGUGAGACCGUGUGGUGUGUCUGACACCGUCAGGCUGCCAUGGCUCUGGUUCAGGCGCUACCUGUGACUGACCACCCCACUCCCGGUGUCAACGUCCAGCAGUGCCGGCCGCUGUCGUCCCACUCCCCCCCAGGCCCCUGCUCCGGCACCUGUGGGCCCUGUAGCCCUGGGACAGCCAUGGGGUCCGUCAGCAGUCUCAUAUCCGGCCGCACGUACCAAGAGAGACAUUGUCGGGCCGCCAGCGAAUUCAGCGGCAAACCGCGCCGCUCCACUCCCGCCACCAGCUGUUUCCGCCUCCAGGAUAACACCCUCCGCAGUGGCAGCUCCCUGGAGCAGCUGCUGGUCAUCAGCAACCAGAUGCAGCCUCACGCCCAGGUUCUGCCUCCCCCGCUGCCCACCAAGAAGCAGCCGCGUGCCGGUAACUCCGCCGGGGCGGGCGGCAGCGACCCGGGCGCUGGCGCUGGGGCAGCGGGGGGUGGCACCAAUGGGAACUUUGGGUAUGUGAGCAGUGAGGUGGUAGUCGGGGACUGGAACGACAACCUCGUGGUGGCAGCUGCGAGCCCCUGCAGCGACUCGGAGGAUCACAGGGACAACAGGGCUGUGAAUGGCAACAUAGGAGGUCCUCCGCCUAAACUCGUCCCAGUGUCAGGACAGUUGGAGAAGAACAUGGAGAAAGUGCUGAUCCGUCCCACGGCGUUCAAACCCGUCAUGCCCAAGAAUCGCCACUCUGUGCAGUAUCUGUCGAGGCCGGGGGGCAGCGGCGUGUCCGAGAGCCAGGCCAGCCUCAACCUCGUGCUGCCCCCCGGGGGGUCCGGUAGCACCGGCGCCACCGGUGGCAAGAGAGGGAGCAGCAGCUCCAGUUCUGAAGGGAAUCGCAACUCCUACAACGGAUGCCGCAACGCUCGCAGCAGCCAGUCCUGCUCCAUGUCGGACUCAGGGAGGAACUCUCUCUCCAGCCUUCCCACUCACAGCAGCACGGGCUACAGCCUGGCCCCCAGCGAGGGCUCCAGCUCCGGGUCGGGCUCCGGGGCUCAGCUGGAGCCCGUCACCAGCCUCGGCCGAAACACCUCGGGAGGAAGCGGCAGCCACGGUCACACUAACUCAGACAGCGGGCGGUCCUCGUCCAGCAAGAGCACGGGCUCCGGCUCGCUGAGCGGCCGCGGGCAGCCCCUGUCCGACAGCGGCUCCUGUGGCCACUCCCCACACCCGGUGGAGGGGUAUGAGGUCGUGGUGAGGGAACUGGAGGAGAAGCUGAGGGAGCGAGACCUGGAGCUCCAGCAGCUGCGGGAGAAUCUGGACGAGAAUGAAGCCGCCAUCUGCCAGGUGUACGAAGAGAAGCAGCGUCGCUGCGAGGGAGAAAUGGAGGAGUUGAGACAGAGCUGUGCGGCCAAGAUGAAGCAGACGUCUCAGAAGGCUCAAAGGGCCCAGCAGGUGCUACAGCUACAGGUGUUUCAACUACAGCAAGAGAAGAAGAAGCUGCAGGAGGACUUCUCCUCGCUGCUUCAGGACAGAGAGGCGCUGGAGCGCAGGUGCGCCACCAUUCAGAGGGAGCAGACGCAGCUGGGCCCGCGUCUGGAGGAGACGAAGUGGGAGGUGUGUCAGAAGUCCGGUGAGAUCUCCCUUCUGAAGCAGCAGGUGAAGGAGAUUCAGUCGGAGCUCAGCCAGAAGGCUGGAGACAUUGUGGUGCUCAAGGCCCAGCUAAGGGAGGCCCGGUCUGAACUGCAGGCCAGCCAGAUCCGCUCCCAGGAGGCCCAGGUCUCCGUGCGUACGCGGUCUUUGGAGCUGGAGGUCUGCGAGAACGAACUCCAGAGGCGCAAGAGCGAAGCCGAGCUGCUCCGGGAGAAAGUGGGCCGCCUGGAGGAGGAAAUAACGCGGCUCCGGGACGCCCUGGCCUGCCACGGCGGACCCAGUGCAACCAUGAAGGGGCAGUGCACGAGUCUGAACCUCCAUCCGGGCAGAGGCCUGGCGGGGAGGGGGGGGCCCAGCCCCUCUGUGUACCGGGAAGGGGAGGAGACGCACCUCAUCUGGGGGGGAGAGAGCGAUGAAGCCAAGGCCCAGAGGCAGAACGCAGAGGCAGUGAUGGGCCUCAAACAGCAGGUGGACAGACUGAAGGCUGAGCUCAUGUACGAGAGGAGGACGAGUGAGGAGCAGCUCUCGCGGUUCGAGGACGAGAGGAGGGUGUGGCAGGAGGAGAAGGAGAAGGUAAUCGUCUACCAGAAGCAGCUGCAGCAGAACUACAUCCAGAUGUACCGUCGGAACCGCGACCUGGAGCGCGUGAUGCGGGAGCUCAGUCUGGAGCUGGAGAACAGGGAUGUGGACUAUGAGGUCCACAGCGGCAGCAACGACAUCCACUUUGAAGAAAUCACAGCCACCGAAAUCUAAGAGGUCCCUCGUUGAGCAACGCGUGCACAGAACCACGCACGACUGAACCAAACACGGAACUCCAAGCCAAAUGCUGCACUCUCUCCAUCGCGGCGUCGCCCGGAACACCGAGCGCGCGCUCCUCACUCGCCACUGUCAAAUGGGAGAUCUCCCAAAGGUGCAUUUUUUACUUCCUGGCAACAGAGACGCACAUAAAAAGUCCUUUAUACGGCGUGGACCCCGCAGCACGUCUAAGGGGCUUCAUUCCACUACAAAGCCAGCAUAAAGACUUCCCCCUGUGUGGCGGCAAGAAGCGCUUGUUUCUCACACCACAUUCAGAUCAGGGUAUCAGAACACGACGGGACCGAAGCAAAAAAAAAAAAAGCCCAGUCACGCGUCUGCGGGUAGAAGACAAGGUCAAAACACCCGAGCACCAGCAUGCAUGUAGUCGGACCACGGCGCCGCUGGCUGUUAAUGAAGACCAACAACAGCUGUUUGCACGUCGUCCUAUCAGACGAUCAGAAACUCACAUUGCUUCCUGGAAACAAUGAAAACCCUUCUGUCCUCGUUGUCAAGGAAGCGUCUGCUCUCGGAGGGAAACACAUUGUUAUUUUGCACCGGGCUUUUCUCCCGACCGCUUUCUUUGCUCACAUGUGGACAUCCUAUUCAGCGACUCAGACAACGCAGCAAACCUUGUCACACGUAUUUGCAUUGGCUGUUCUGUAGAACUUAGAGGCUGCCUGGCGUCAAGCCUCCGCCACUGCUGACUCUCCUUUUACCCUGUCAUUUUGUUUCUCUUCGUCUGCUCUCCGCUUCUUACGCAGCUAUUUUUAUAGGGGUGAAAAGUACCUCAGUGGUCGUAUCAAGCAACUAAAAAUGGAGCAUAUUCACUUUGUUCGUGACGUUGCUUAGAGAUUGGAGCCGGCGUUUGAACCAGAGCUUAUUCAGAGUUUGCGUUUAUUCUCCUUUAUUCCCGUUAGUGCUCUUUAUUUAGCUCCUGGCAGCCCAGAGCCAAGUAACUAAAUCUUCAAGUCUUCCUAGUCUCCCCUGGACUAUAAUCCUCACUGAAUGCCAUACAGAUAGUGGGAGUCGGCAUGUCUGCAUGUCUUUGUUCUGUCACAUUUCGGAGGCAGUAACUGUCCUCCGGCACGUCGGUGGUUGAAGCGAGGCGCGCGUUAACGAAUGAAGCUGUGGGACGCUCAGUUGUCUCGCGGAAUGAGACUCAGCACUCAGAAACGAAGCAGUGGGAUGACAACUUUUGUUUUACAAAAAGUCUAUUGAGAAAUAAUAGUUAAAUGCUAUUCUAUAUAAUGGAGGAGAUGUUGUAUAUUUUUUAUAUAUAGCACCUGAAGAUAUUUUGUUGUAUUACUGCUACAAGUGUGGGUUUAAUAUUCAAAGUAUAAAGACUUCUACAUAUUUAAAUAUAUCUAUGACACAAGAACAUUUUAAAUGAUGGAUCAAUUACAAAUGGAGGCGGCAUCAUAGAACCUACUACUGCAUGAAAAUCUGUUUACAUCAUAUACUCUCUGUGACACAAACAUCAACCAAACAACAACCCGACGACCAAACGUCCCACUGGGCUCAGUUUUGAGCUGUUGUCGCUCCAUUUUCAUUGAUGCAUCCUUUGAUUGUCAUAUCAUAAUAUCACAAUGAUCCAUGUCUUCAAUGUUGGGUUCUAUGCACGUUAUUCCUUUAUAAAUGCAUGACUUCUCCAGUAAGAUGGGGCCAGAGCAGAUGCAAAGCGAGGACGUGUCAUCUUCACUACACUUGGUAAAUAAGAUAAAUCUCCUUUCAGACAGUUUCAGAGCAGUAUAAUCGAUCGGUCUUUAGUUUGCAUGACAUUACAGUAACUGUGGUUUAUGGGAUAACGUACACAACUCAACGUCUGUAAAAAAAAAAACAAGGAGGGUUUUUACUUCACCAAACUAAUCCAGACUGUUAGUUCCAACAGAUACAGACCACAACUCAAACCAAACCCCUCACUGAAAACCACUGUGCGUCCCAGACGUUCAUUUUUUCCCUGGUCAAAAUCGCGUGAACCAUCAUCUGUGUAAAUAUGUAAAACACUAAAUAGCAGAGUAUAACAGAGUGACAUUGUCUUUCGUUUAGACAAACAUAUCUAUUUCCAACGUAGCCACUGUGACUAGACCAAAGCAAAUGUAACACAUUUCUUUUUCGUGGCAUUUUCUUUUCCUUUUGUGAGCAUUCUUUUAUGUUUACUUGUUGUGUUGUCGUUAAUUCAUAAAGUAUUAGUAAGUUGUAUGUAUAUUUUUACGUGUACAUUUCUUGUACAAAUUUACUGUUUUUAAUUAAAAAACAAGUUGUCACAUG
This is a messenger RNA of Betta splendens (Siamese fighting fish), 5020 nucleotides long. It is a transcript of the gene lzts2a, whose product is annotated as leucine zipper, putative tumor suppressor 2a. NCBI's taxonomy places the organism in Eukaryota, Metazoa, Chordata, Actinopteri, Anabantiformes, Osphronemidae. The record is from RefSeq and is a predicted model, not a curated record. Bases 368 to 2710 code for a protein of 780 amino acids. The transcript is spliced from 9 exons. Gene Ontology annotation, biological process: negative regulation of canonical Wnt signaling pathway; cell division.